Messenger RNA from Schizosaccharomyces cryophilus OY26, 3977 nucleotides. RefSeq names its product mitotic cohesin complex subunit Psm1. The transcript has 2 exons. Gene Ontology annotation, molecular function: protein binding; ATP hydrolysis activity; DNA binding. Gene Ontology annotation, biological process: sister chromatid cohesion. Gene Ontology annotation, cellular component: cohesin complex; chromosome; nucleus. NCBI's taxonomy places the organism in Eukaryota, Fungi, Ascomycota, Schizosaccharomycetes, Schizosaccharomycetales, Schizosaccharomycetaceae. The coding region runs from base 12 to 3704 and encodes 1230 amino acids. The record is from RefSeq and is a predicted model, not a curated record.
CCACAACCUUGAUGGGACGACUGUUACGAUUAGAAGUAGAGAACUUUAAGUCCUAUCGAGGACGCCAAACGAUAGGACCCUUUGAAGAUUUCACAUCGGUCAUUGGGCCGAAUGGUUCAGGAAAGUCGAAUUUGAUGGAUGCCAUCUCUUUUGUACUAGGUGUGAAGUCUUCUCAUCUGCGAUCGUCAAACAUUCGCGAGCUUAUUUAUAGAGGAAGGGUUAUGAGUAGUCAAGGGUCUACUUCUUUCGAUGACUCUCAAUCUCCACGCAGUGCAUAUGUAAAACUGGUUUAUGAAUUGGACGACGGUGAAGAACGCGAGUAUAAACGCGUUAUUACCCCUAAUGGUAGUGCCGAAUACAAAAUCAAUGACCAACCUGCUCAAUUUUCGGAAUAUUGCAAGUCUUUAGAAGAUCAGAAUAUUCUUGUACGUGCAAGAAACUUUUUAGUUUUCCAAGGAGAUGUUGAAGCGAUAGCUUCUCAAUCUCCCGUCGAUCUUUCUCGUCUUAUUGAACAAAUAUGUGGUUCUUUGGAGUUCAAAGGUGACUAUGAAAAGUACAAGCAAGAACAAGAUUAUGCCGUUAAUCUUUCAGCACAUUCAUUUAACAAGAAAAGGGGCAUAAACGCUGAAAUCAAACAAUACCAAGAGCAGAAAGCCGAGGCAGAACUUUAUGAGAGCAAGAAAGAGCAGAGAGAUAUUGCCUCGCUAAUCUUCUUGUUAUGGAAAUUGUAUCACAUCGAAAAAAACGUUCACUUCAAUACCAAGGAUAUCAAAAAAAUUCAAAACUCCACUCGAGAAUUAGCCAAACGCCAAGAGGCGUCUUCUGCUAAAGUUGAGUCUUUAAGAGAGCAAGAAGGUGCUAUUCAUCGGCAAUUACUUUUGUUUGAUAGGAACGUUCGUAAGCAAGAGAAAUUUAUUGCUUCCAAGCGACCAGAAUUAAUAUCUCUUGCUGAGAAGGCUUCAGAAUCGACCGUGAAUUUACAAAAGAUUCAAAGGAAAGUUGGAGAAGUUGAAAAAGAUUAUACUUCUCAAUCUAGUACCUUACAGAUGCUAGAAAACCAGCUUGCUUCGUUAAACGCUGCUGAAGAGCAGCUGAUUCGGAAUAUUCAUGAACGGGAAAAACAACGUAUUCAAAAACUUUCUCCUGAAGAUCAAAAAGAGUAUGAUGACUUACGGACCCAAGCUGACUUACAAAAUUCCAAAACCCUUACAGAGCUACAAUCACUAAAUCGCAAAAUCAAAGUUGCUUCUCAAGCAAGAAAUGCAUUAGCGGAAGUAGUUGAAGAUUUGAAAAUGAGAAAGACUCAAUCUAAAGAAAAGAUUCAUAAUUUAACAGAGGAGAAAGACGCUCUUAUAACUGAGGUUAAUCGUCGAAUUGAUGAAUUGGAAUCCGCUCGUCAAUCCAUACAACAAAAGCGUGCAAAUUAUUCCCACUUAUGUCAACAGGAACGUGAUCUUAAUGAUGAAUUACAUGUUUGUUUACAAAAACUACUUGAAGCCAAUGCAGAUAGAAAUGAGUCGAAUCAAGAUAUAAAGAAACGAGAAGCGCUUUACGCAAUAAAACGUAUUUAUCCUGGAAUUAAAGGGAGAGUUAUUGAUUUAUGCAGUCCCACACAAAAGAAAUACGAAAGUGCUUUGGUUGCCGCUUUAGGUAGAAACUUUGACGCCAUUGUCGUUGAGUCACAGGCUACUGCUAAGGAAUGUAUUGAAUAUAUUAGAGAGCAGCGCAUUGGUGUAAUGACUUUCCUUCCGAUGGACACAAUAGCUGUAAAGCCUAUCAAUCAAAGCUUCCGUGGUACGCAUGCAGGCGCUCGCUUAGCAAUUGACGUUGUAAAUUUUGAGCCUCAGUAUGAACGUGUUGUCGUGAGCGCCCUUGGAAAUACACUCAUUUGCGAUAACUUAAAUGUUGCCCGAGAUUUAUCUUACAACAAACGUGCCAAUGCUAAGACUGUUACCUUGGAGGGGACUGUGAUUCACAAGACUGGUCUAAUUACUGGUGGGUCUUCUAGUACUAGAUCCGCAAAGCAUUGGGAUGAUCGUGAAAUAGAACAGCUUAAACAAAACCAGAAUGAUUUGAUAUCGCGGAUUGAUAAGAUACAAACUGAAAAGGCGGCAUCUUUAGUUGUGGAACAGGACACGAUCAAUAUACAUAAUCUUGAAUCUGAAUUAUCCCUAAUGAAAGAAAGCCUCAAUGCUAAGCUAAGAUCAUUAGAAGACAAACGAAAAGAGUCAGAUCAUUUUAACGAACUUUACAGACAAAAGAAACCAGAAUUAGAGUCUUCUGAACGAGAGUUGUCGGAAAUGGAGGAAUAUCAAAGCGAACUUCUUCAACAGACUCAUGAAAUUGAAGAUAAAAUAUUUUUUAACUUCUGCAAAAGAACAAAGAUUACGAAUAUUCGAUCCUAUGAGGAACUACAAAGGUCUUUUACUCAGCAAUACUCACAAAAACAACUUGAGUUUGCAAAUCAAAAAGCUUUGCUGGAAAAUCGAUUAGGUUUUGAGCGACAAAGAACUUCGGAUAUUGAACUUCGAUUAAAUAGACUGAAGGAAUUUAUUCGCAAAGAUGAAUUAUCUAUUAAAGAAUAUGAACAAAAGCACGAAGUUUUGGAAACAGAAGUUGCUACUGCCGAAGCAGAAUUAGACCUAUUAAAAGAAGAGUCUGCCGAAACGAAAUCCAAAAAUGAGGAAGUAUUACGAACGAUAUCUCAACAUAAGUUAGAAAAUAAGCGCUUUUUAGCUGAAAUUACAAAGCUUCGAAAUGAUGUGACUCUUGCAGAAUCUGAGAUUGAACGCUUCGCUUCAGAUUGGCAUGCCAUUGUGAGGAAAUGUAAACUUGAAGACAUUCCUCUUCCGUUAUCCGAAGGAUCAUUAUCUAACAUCCCUAUAGAUGAGUUUGGACAAAAUGUUGACACAAUGGACAUCGAUAGCGACCCCAAAACCGUGCAAGCUGCUUUUGGUAAGUUUGGAAUUGAGGUGGACUAUGAGGAGUUGGAUGACGAAUUGAAGGGUGAUGGCUCCGAGAGUAUGGGUACAGUUCUUCAAGAGAAGUUACGUGAAUACGACGAGGAACUCGAAAGAAUGUCGCCAAACAUGAAAGCAAUGGAAAGGCUGGAAGUAGUUGAGCAACGACUUUCGCGUUUGGAUGAUGAAUUUGGAGAAGUCAGAAAGUCGGCUAAAACCGCCAAAGAACGAUUUAACAGUGUGAAAGAACAGCGCCUGAAAAAGUUUCAGGAGGCGUUUAAUCAUAUUUCCGAACAAAUUGACCCUAUAUAUAAAGAACUAACGAAAAGUCCAGCUUUUCCUCUUGGCGGUACUGCAUAUUUGACACUUGACGAUUCAGAUGAGCCAUAUUUAGGAGGUAUCAGAUUUCAUGCUAUGCCUCCCAUGAAACGAUUUCGAGAUAUGGAUCAAUUAUCGGGGGGCGAAAAGACAAUGGCAGCUUUAGCUUUACUCUUUGCAAUUCAUUCAUAUCAGCCUUCUCCGUUUUUCGUACUUGACGAAAUUGAUGCAGCCUUGGAUCAGACCAAUGUUUCAAAAAUUGCGAAUUACAUUCGCCAACAUGCGUCAAAUGGCUUUCAGUUCGUUGUUAUAUCCCUUAAAAACCAAUUAUUCAGUAAAUCUGAAGCCUUGGUAGGGAUUUACCGCGACCAAGAGCAAAAUUCUUCAAAAACGCUUUCCAUUAAUUUGGAAGCUUAUGCCCAAUAAUUUUUUAAAUGGGUUUCUAAAUCUUUCCAUAUAUUAUAUGUUUAUGACAGCUUUACAGGAUGAUUAUUUAUCGGACUUAUUGGUGAAACAUAAUGUUAAACUACUUAAAACAACUGAAGAUCAGAAUAUUUGACGCUAUGAUUGAAAAUGUUGCGUUCUUUACCUUGUUUAUUUAAUACUUGAGGUUAAUUGGUUCUUUAAUACAUGCCUAUUUACAUAAUAGCCAUACGAAAAGCAACGUUUUAUUAAUAAGAUAUUUUUAAAUAUAGACUC